This is a messenger RNA of Papaver somniferum (opium poppy), 1996 nucleotides long. Its product is annotated as chaperone protein dnaJ 15-like. NCBI's taxonomy places the organism in Eukaryota, Viridiplantae, Streptophyta, Magnoliopsida, Ranunculales, Papaveraceae. The record is from RefSeq and is a predicted model, not a curated record. Bases 405 to 1631 code for a protein of 408 amino acids. The transcript is spliced from 11 exons.
AAAAAAGAAAAAAAGUACUCCAGUAAAUAUAAAAAUAGAAAUAAAAUACAAUAUACCUUAUGGGCUAAGAAAAACACCCUAGUUUAUUUUCCAUUAGAUUUGGUCGAACUGAGAUCCCGUUCUGAACCGUAAUCCGUAACCGUAUACCAUCGAAGAAGUAAUUCUGAUUCUGGUAUUGAUCAAGCUUCGUCAGAUUGUUAGGGUUUUUUAGUUUCUGAUUCUGGUAUUGAUUUUCUUUCUUUUUUUGGGGUAAAAUAUGUUAGUAGAUUUAGGGAUACGAGCUUUUGAAACUUGAAAAGAUUGAACCUUUUUGAAUGGGAGGUUUUGAAUUUGAGAGGAGAUAGAAAUAGACAAGUACGCAUUCAGAGAGAUAGAGAAGAAGAUAGAAAGACAAAUCAAGAAAGAUGGGUUCAAAGAGCGAGGGUACUUCUAUGCCUCCUCUGCGUCGAGAUCCUUAUGAAGUUUUAAGCGUUUCAAGGGAUUCUUCCGAUCAGGAGAUUAAAACAGCUUACAGAAAGCUUGCUCUAAAGUAUCAUCCUGAUAAAAAUGCCAAUAAUCCUGAAGCGUCAGAACUUUUCAAGGAGGUUGCAUAUUCUUAUAGCAUAUUAUCUGAUCCAGAGAAAAGAAGGCAAUAUGAUACUGCAGGAUUCGAGGCUAUAGAAACUGAUGGCAUGAAUAUGGAAAUUGACUUGUCCAACUUGGGAACUGUCAAUACAAUGUUUGCCGCGUUAUUCAGCAAAUUGGGUGUUCCUAUCAAGACGACAGUUUCUGCCACUGUUCUUGAAGAUGCUCUAAAUGGAACUGUUACAGUCAGACCUCUUCCAAUUGGAACAUCAGUUAGCGGAAAGGUUGACAAGCAAUGCGCCCACUUUUUUGGCGUGACAAUCAGUGAGCAGCAGGCACAGGCUGGAAUUGUUGUUAGAGCUACUUCAACAGCGCAAAGCAAGUUUAAGCUACUAUAUUUUGAACAAGAUGUGAAUGGAGGUUACGGUUUGGCUUUACAGGAAGACAGUGAGAAAACUGGCAAAGUUACAUCCGCAGGGAUGUAUUUCCUACAUUUUCAAGUAUAUCGUAUGGAUUCAGCUGUGAAUGCGCUAGCAAUGGCGAAAGAUCCUGAAUCUGCUUUUUUCAAAAGGUUGGAAGGCCUUCAACCUUGUGAAGUUGCCGAAUUAAAACCCGGCACCCACAUUUUUGCUGUUUACGGAGAUAACUUCUUCAAGACUGCUACAUAUACCAUUGAGGCUCUUUGUGCCAAGUCAUUUGAAGAUACCACUGAGAAAUUAAAGGAGAUCGAGGCACAGAUAUUAAAAAAAAGAAAUGAGCUACGCCAAUUUGAAUCAGAAUACCGAAAAGCACUGGCUCGAUUUCAGGAGGUCACAAACAGAUACACCCAGGAAAAGCAAUCCGUCGAUGAGUUGCUGAAGCAGAGAGACAGCAUCCAUUGUUCGUUCACCGUAAACAGACCAGCAAAUGGCGCUAGUGGGAGUGGCACUGGUAGCAUUAAAGCUCCUGCAGAGGAGUCAAAAGAUGAAAGCCCAGGAGAGGAUAGUAAUUCAGAUGGAAGGGAUAAAUCAGGCAAGAAAAAGUGGUUCAAUCUCAAUCUGAAGGGAUCUGACAAAAAGCUUGGCUAAAACAACCUUUCCAAAGUCAGUAUAAAGAUCAAAGAGCAAUGUUGUUGUAAUUUUUCUUUAAUGGUUUAUCCUCCACACUCACAUUCUUUCACACAACCUGCAAAGGUUAGCGUUGUAGUCUUUUACUUACACAGGUCCAUUAAUAUUUAUUUUUUUUCGUUUUUUUUUCAUUCCCCACAAGCUCAUCGUAGUGGAUGUUACUAGUCUGUCUCCCAGAUCUGUCUCUAAAGGUGUGUCAAUAUUUCAUCUUCGUUAAGAACAGUGUGCUUUUCAUUCUGUUAUUAUUAUAGCAAUCUGAAUAUAUAUAGACAAUUGUGGAAUGAGAAUAAACAGAUUCAUUUCUUCCAUUACAUCCAAUUUGUAAA